Molecule: messenger RNA, 1434 nt
Organism: Mesorhabditis spiculigera
Lineage: Eukaryota; Metazoa; Nematoda; Chromadorea; Rhabditida; Rhabditidae
Source: the annotation of a GenBank genome assembly
AUGGACGCCCUCGGACCGAGCCGAGAGGGGCAAGAACCCACCCGCACGGUGAGCAACUCGAACCAGAAGCUCCGCUACACGAAAGUGCGCGAUGCCGUGGCGGGUGGAAUGGCGUCCGUCAACGCCGAGCCGUUCUUCUACAGCUUUAUCGAGGAGCACGAGACGUCCAAAUAUUUGAUGGAACCGGGCGACUUUCUCGUCCGCCAGGUGCUGUCCUGGAAGAACAACUCCAAGUCGACGCAAGACAAGCGCUACAUCAUCGCCUUCAUGACAUACUCCCGUACCAACCGCGUCUACUACCUCCACGAAUACUGCUUCAACACGGCGCAGGGCCUCGUCUCCUACCACCGGGACUUCCACGUAUCGUUGGACCGCUUCGCCGACAAGUUCAUCGUCAACGGCGUCCGCCUGGCCCACGAGCACAAGAUCUACCAUGAGCAGAUCCAGCGCAUCAAGGCGCUGGGCGACGGCGCGUUCGGCGAAGUGUUCAAGGCCUACUACCGUGCCGGGGUCUUUUCCCGCGUUCCGGUGGCCGUCAAGAUUCUGGUCGGCGCGACGACGGAGGACAGCGAGGCGUUGCUCAAGGAAGCGCUGCUCAUGCGCUCGCUGAAGAUCCACCACCCGAACGUCGUCGACUUGGUGGCCAUCGCCUGCUACGAGCAGCCGCUGAUGCUCGUCCUCCAGCUGUGCCAGGGUGCCCUGCUCGAUUUUGUGCAGCCGCCCGACGAGAAGCACCCCAACAAGCGCUGCCCGCCUAUCGCGGAGCGUAUCCACUGGGUGUGCGGCGCGGCGCGCGGGCUCGCCUUCUUGCACGAGAAGCAGAUCAUCCACCGUGACGUCGCCGCCCGCAACGCGCUCAUCGGCAAGGACAACGAGGCCAAGAUCAGUGACUUUGGCCUGUCGCGCGCCGGCUCGCUGCAUCAGGAGACCAAGCUGAAGAAGGUGCCCAUCCGCUACCUGGCCGUAGAGACGCUCACCAAGGGCAUCUACUCGCCCCGCACCGACGUCUGGGCGUUCGGGGUGUUGAUGUGGGAGGUAUUCAACGAUGGCAAGACCCCCUACGAGGACAUUGAUGACUCCAAGAUCAAGGAGAUCAAAGCGUUCGUGAAAGGGGGUGGCCGGAUGCAGCCGGGGGACACGUUCCCCGCCGAGCUGUGGAAGCUGUGCCAGAACUGCUGGCAGGAGGAUCCGAAUAAAAGGCUGACGAUGGCCGAGUGUGCCCACGUCUGCGGGCUGCAGUACAGCGUCUCCGGCGGCUGGAUUACAGCCAAACGCUACGCGAUCAUCCAGCAGCCCAACUGGGACCUCGACGCUUUCCGCGCCGUCGAAGCGGAGCGCAUGAAGAUUGUGAUGGCCGAGCGGAAAGCCGACGGACUCGACGUUCCGGCUCCGGAAGCUGCUGCUCCUCCGCCGCCAAAAGCACGCCCCUCGGAU